This is a messenger RNA of Heteronotia binoei (common prickly gecko), 1443 nucleotides long. Its product is annotated as zinc finger protein OZF-like. Gene Ontology annotation, biological process: regulation of transcription by RNA polymerase II. Lineage: Eukaryota; Metazoa; Chordata; Lepidosauria; Squamata; Gekkonidae. The coding region runs from base 1 to 1443 and encodes 480 amino acids. The transcript has 6 exons. The record is from RefSeq and is a predicted model, not a curated record. Gene Ontology annotation, molecular function: DNA-binding transcription factor activity; RNA polymerase II cis-regulatory region sequence-specific DNA binding.
AUGGAAGAGGAGGACCCAGGAGGACCUGGAACUAAUGAGACAGCAAGCAAGGGCCCCCACCCCAUUGAAGCUGAGAGUGGCAUUGACUUCUGGAAAAGAGCUGAGCCGCAGAUCCUGGCUAAGGGCACUAUAACAUCAGAUGCGUUGAGACCCUCUGUGAAGACAGAAGCCACAGUCUCUGAUGCGGAAGGAGCUCCUUCCGAGGAAGGCCGAAGGGCACAGGGUGUGGAGCAUGCCCAGGAUGCCCUCCCCAGUGCUCCGUGGCUUCUAGCGCUGCCUCAGUGCCCUCGCCCAGCCUCCGCCUCUUUGAGGGGGCGGGAAGACGAGCCGGUGGAGCAGAGACAGCAUCGCUUGGCCAGCAUGAUAUGCGAGAUCGCCGCGGCUGUGGGCUUCAUCUCCAAGUUCCUGUGCUCCAAGGAACUGAUGAAUGAGUGGCAGUUGCAAACGUUCAGCCAGAGCCGGCAACAUCAGAGAACCCAUACAGGGGAAAAACCUUUUGAAUGUUCAAAGUGUGGAAAGAGAUUCAGUCGGAGUGACAAUCUACAGAAGCAUCAGAGAACUCACACAGGGGAGAAACCUUUUGAAUGCUCAGAGUGUGGAAAGAGAUUCAGUGAGAGGAGGACUCUUAAAUCGCAUCAGAGAAUCCACACAGGGGAGAAGCCUUUUGAAUGCGCUGAGUGUGGAAAGAGAUUCAAUGAGAGGGGGACUCUUAAAUCACAUCAGAGAAUCCACACAGGGGAGAAACCUUUUGAAUGUGCUGAGUGUGGAAAGAGAUUCAGUGAGAGGGGGACUCUUAAAUCACAUCAGAGAAUCCACACCGGGGAGAAACCUUAUAAAUGCUUAGAGUGUGGAAAGAGAUUCAGUGAGAGGGGGGCUCUUAAAUCACAUCAGAGAAUCCACACAGGGGAGAAACCUUUUGAAUGCUUAGCGUGCGGAAAGAGAUUCAAUGAGAGGGGGACUCUUAAAUCACAUCAGAGAAUCCACACAGGGGAGAAACCUUUUGAAUGCUUAGCGUGUAAAAAGAGAUUCCGUAAGCGGGAGACUCUUAAAUCACAUCAGAGAACCCACACAGGGGAGAAACCUUUUAAAUGCUCAGAGUGUGGAAAGAGAUUCAGUCAUAGUAGCAAUGUUCAAAAGCAUCAGAGAACCCACACAGGGGAGAAACCUUUUGAAUGCUCAGAGUGUGGAAAGAGAUUCAGUCAUAGUGGCGGUCUUCGCAUACAUCAGAGAACCCACACAGGGGAGAAACCUUUUGAAUGCUCAGAGUGUGGGAAGCGAUUCAGUCGGAAUGACCACCUUCAAGUGCACCAAGGAACCCACACAAGGGAGAAACCUUUUCAGUGCUCAGAGUGUGGAAAGAGAUUCGGUCAGAAUGACCACCUUCAACAGCAUCAGAGAACUCACACGGGGGAAGCAUUGGAAUGUUCAGAAUGUGCAAGAUGA